Molecule: messenger RNA, 829 nt
Organism: Eurypyga helias (sunbittern)
Lineage: Eukaryota; Metazoa; Chordata; Aves; Eurypygiformes; Eurypygidae
Product: protein WWC3-like
Exons: 7
Biological process (GO): cell migration; regulation of DNA-templated transcription; regulation of hippo signaling
Cellular component (GO): cytoplasm
Molecular function (GO): molecular adaptor activity; kinase binding
Source: RefSeq, a predicted model, not a curated record
GAUUACAAAGCCAUUGACAUUUGCUGACUGUGUCGGUGAUGAGCUUCCUUUAGGAUGGGAAACUGUUUACGAUCAACAGAUUGGAGUUUAUUAUAUGGACCACAUAAAUCAGCUCACACAAAUUGAGGACCCAAGGGAGCAAUGGAGAAGGGAGCAGGAACGCAUGCUAAAGGAAUAUUUAAUAGUUGCCCAGGAGGCACUCAACGCCAAGAAAGAGAUUUACCAAAUAAAGCAGCAGCGUUUUGAGCUAGCACAACAAGAGUAUCAACAGUUGCACAAAAUGUGUGAGGAUGACAGCCGUUCCUAUGCCAGCUCAUUCUCUGGAUUUUCAACUAAUACCAAGUAUGACCCAUAUCAGAUAAAAGCAGAAAUAGCCAGCCGACGUGACAGACUUUCUAGGCUAAAACGAGAAUUGGCACAGAUGAAGCAGGAACUGCAAUAUAAAGAAAAAGGAGUAGAAACUCUGCAAGAGAUUGAUCGUAAGAUGUCAAGUGCUCAUACAAAUUACAGACUGGAUGAAGCACAAGCUAUAAUGAGUGAGCUUCGAACCAUAAAGAAAGCUAUAUGCACAGGUGAAAAAGAAAGGCAGGACCUUAUGCAGAGCCUGGCCAAAUUAACAGAUGGAUUCAGGAAUAGUUGUUGUAUUACAGAUUCCCUGCAGGAUCUCCAGCACAAUUCUAGUUCACUCAGCGACUCCGGUUUACCUCAACAACACUGCGAUGCUUGUUCUCAGACUGACAUCACUGGAGAGUUUGGGUUUGAUGACAAAACAAGACUUGUAGACAAAGUAAGACUGAACUGGCAGUAUGAAGAGGCCAAGAAAAGGUAA